UAAUAGUUUAGGAGUGACAUUAGUGGAUUAAAUAUCACUUAGGUCCAAAGUGAUUUUGUAAUGAACUGUUAAUACAGUAAGAGAUUGUUAUUUCGAUCUUUCAUAUCUUGUCAGAAUUUUGAGAUUGGAAGCUAGAAUGAAACUAUUUAUAGUCCUGGUUAUCGAUGUCCUAAUAUUGCAGACUGAAGCUGUGGGAGAUAUAAAUGAAUGUUCGUCAAGUCCUUGUCAAAAUGGGGCUGGCUGCGUGGAUGGCUUUGGUAUGUAUAGCUGCACUUGUACUCCUGGCUGGACCGGAAUAAACUGCAACAUAGAUAUUAAUGAGUGCAGUAGCAGUCCAUGUUUAAAUGGUGCAACCUGUAACAAUCUGCAGAACAUGUUCACUUGUUCUUGUCUUGCUGGAUUCACUGGAUCACUUUGUGAAACAAAUAUUGACGAGUGUCAAAGCCAGCCAUGUCAAAAUAACGGUGCAUGUACCGACAGCAUUAACCAGUACACGUGCUCUUGCGUGGGUGGCUGGACUGGGGUCGUAUGUAAUGUUGAUUACAAUGAGUGUUCAAGUACACCAUGUCAAAAUGGCGCCCAUUGCAUCAAUGGAGUUAAUCGUUACGACUGUACCUGCUUGGAUGGUUAUAACGGGAUCAACUGUGAAAAUAACAUUAAUGAGUGUUUGAGUAACCCGUGUCAUAAUUUAGCUGUUUGUAUCGACAACGUUAACAGGUUCGAAUGCGACUGUACCGCAGGUUGGACUGGUGCUAACUGCGAAAUUGAUAUUAAUGAAUGUGCGAGCAACCCAUGUGUGAAUGGCGUGUGUAACAACAACCUGAAUUUCUUUAGCUGCACAUGUGACAGCGGAUGGCAGGGCAAUCGAUGCGAUGUAGAUUAUGAUGAGUGUACAAGUAAUCCAUGCUACAACGGUGCUGUCUGUCAGAACCUUGAAGAUCAGUACACAUGCACAUGUAGUACAGGCUGGGAAGGAACCAGAUGUGAACAGGAUAUUGAUGAGUGUGCAUCGUCUCCAUGUCUGAACAAUGCGGUGUGUGUUAAUGGGGCUAACAUGUACUCAUGCAACUGCCAGCCAGGUUGGGAGGGAACAAACUGUGCAACAGAUACAAACGAGUGUGCCAGCAAUCCGUGUCAGAAUGGCGGUGCGUGUGUUGACGGAACAAAUCGUUUUGACUGCACGUGUAUACAGGGAUGGUCGGGCACUUUAUGCGAGCAAGAGGAUGAUGAGUGCCUCAGUGGUCCUUGUCAGAAUGGUGGUAUCUGUUUUAAUGAAGUUGGUAUGUUCAGGUGUGGAUGUUUACCUGGCUACGUUGGUGAGCAUUGUGAAACAGAGAUCGAUGAAUGUGUAAGCAACCCGUGUGUUAAGGGCAAUUGCAGCGACAAUGUCAAUGGGUACACGUGUGUCUGCUCCGCGGGAUUCAUUGGUUUACAGUGUGAUACAGACCUUGAUGAAUGUGUAUCCAAUCCAUGUCGCAAUGGCGGUAUCUGCAUGGACUAUGUAGGCUCCUAUACCUGUACGUGUUCCGAGGGAUUCUACGGAGCCAACUGUGACAACAAUCAAGAUGAUUGUCUUAGCGCCCCCUGCCAGAAUGGAGGCGUUUGCCAGGACCAAGUCAACAGUUACCUCUGUAGCUGCGUUCCUGGUUUUACUGGAACAAACUGCGACCAAGAUUAUAAUGAAUGCUCCAGCUUCCCGUGCCAAAAUGGUGGCGUCUGUACCGAUGCGAUUAAUGGGUUCUUUUGCACCUGCCAGCCAGGAUAUAGCGGCACACGAUGCGGUGAAGAUAUAGAUGAGUGUGCCAACCAGCCAUGUCGUAAUGGGGCUUUUUGUAUUCAGAGUAUUAACGACUACAGUUGUGUAUGCGUCAAUGGAUGGAAUGGCGAAAACUGUGAAAAUGACAUUAAUGAAUGCGCAAGCAAUCCGUGUCAUAAUGGCGGCGCGUGUGUCAAUGGUGCGAACAUGUUCACCUGUAGUUGUGUUACUGGAUUUUCUGGAACCCUCUGUGAAUCAGAUGGAAAUGACUGUAACCCGAAUCCAUGUCAGAACAGUGGUGUCUGUUUUGAUGAGACUAAUAGUUAUCGAUGCCAAUGUCCUAUUGGGUUUACAAGCACCCAUUGUGAACUGACUCUUGGAUGUAAUCAAGAAUACCAAAUACCAAGUUGCGAUAAGGUCACCAUUACAUCCCUGAAUUAUCCCGCCCCCUACGCCAACAACGCAAACUGUCUUUGGACUUUCACUGCAACGUCAAACACUCAGAUCCGUGUCGUUUUUUCAACAUUUGAUGUUGAGGACGAACAUGAUUUUGUGAAAGUUGGAAACACAGUCACACCAUUAUCAACAAACGAGAUUGUUACGUUAACCGGGGACACGGUUCCACCGUCAUUUGUAAGCAGUGGCAACCAGCUGUGGAUGACGUUUGUGACGGAUUCCAACAAAGUGGAGAAUGGUUUCUAUGUUGAGAUACAGGAUACGUGCUAUGUGGAGAAUCCCUGCAGUAACAUGCCGUGCUUGAAUGGUGGUACGUGCCUCACCCUGACUCCAACGACCUUUUCAUGUACCUGUGUCACUGGCUAUUCUGGAGAUUUCUGCCAAAUUGGUAAUUGGAUCAUUCUUGAAUUUUGUUAAUAUUUCAUUGAUUAUAUAACUUG
Anneissia japonica is the source of this 2652-nucleotide messenger RNA. RefSeq names its product fibropellin-1-like. The transcript has 20 exons. The coding region runs from base 137 to 2629 and encodes 830 amino acids. NCBI's taxonomy places the organism in Eukaryota, Metazoa, Echinodermata, Crinoidea, Comatulida, Comatulidae. The record is from RefSeq and is a predicted model, not a curated record. Gene Ontology annotation, molecular function: calcium ion binding.